Molecule: messenger RNA, 3996 nt
Organism: Mycosarcoma maydis (corn smut)
Lineage: Eukaryota; Fungi; Basidiomycota; Ustilaginomycetes; Ustilaginales
Exons: 1
Coding region: 1-3996 (1331 amino acids)
Molecular function (GO): lipid binding
Source: RefSeq, a predicted model, not a curated record
AUGUCCGAUCUCGAUGCUUCGCCUCGCAAGAGCAUGUCAGGCCGCCGAACCAGCUUCAGCUCAAUUCGAUCACGUCUCCGCAAACCAAGCCUCCAGAGCGGCAAGAAGAAGUCUAUGGUGCAAGACGAAGAAUUCGAUUCGUAUGAUGUACAAGAUAGUGAACAGCGCACGAAGCGCUUCUCGCUUGCAUCGGACCACUCAAUUCCACCGGUUCCGGCCCUUCCUCCUCGCCCCGUCAACGUCAAUACAAGUGACCCCGACCUAGCGUACCUCCAAACAAGUGCAUCACGGACUGAGGUAGACGCCGCCGCACCUUUACCCGAACCACCAGCUAACAAGCGAGACUCUGUCUUCAGCACUAAAUCAUCGAAGCCCGAACAAUCUGUUGAAGGAGACAUUUCAGCCCUCGUCAAAACCUCGCUCGGCAUGACACUGGGUGCUCACGAGUCUGAAGCGGCUCGACCGGACCGCGGCACCAGCCGCUACGAUGCACAGGGAGCCUUCAAGGAAACCAUACCAAUGACCAUGCUGUUCUUUGGUGGCACCGUCAUUGCUGCCCUCUUUCUGGCCAGAUUCAGUAUAAUAGCGGCUGUCUUGGUCUCAGGCUGCAGUGGUCACAUUCUCUUCAAGAAGCUUACCGAGAGGGGCGAUGAUGCAAAAUGGGCGCUCGAGAUGGAAGCGGCAGCAAAGCGCAGUGCCAUGCCCGGUGCGGGUGAGGAAUCGGUCGAAUGGCUCAACAAGGCGCUCGCAACCGCCUGGCCGCUCAUCAAUGCCGACUACUUUGCUCCCUUCAUCGAUCUUCUCGAGGACAGCCUUAUGACUCAGGUGCCUGGCGUUGUCCAUAAUGUGAGGGUCGAGGACAUGGACCAGGGCUCCAUUCCACUGCGCGUCAAGAGCUUUCGCGUGCUUCCCUCGGACGAUGCCGCGUUUCUCAAAGGUGCCGUUGCACAGGCUCACAAAGAUGCCGGCGAGUCGACAGCCGAAGCGUCAUCUGCCAAUCAAGUGGACAGUGAAGAUGAUGAUGCUGACAUCGAUGUUGGCGACUUUGUAAACCUUGAGGUCACUUUUACCUACCGAGGAGCGCCCGCCAAGAAGGGCUUGUUCCACUCAGCAACCAACUCCAGUCCUGGCCCCCUCAAUGUAUCCGGCCCUGUCGCGGCAGAUGAUUCUAAGGACAGACAAGCCGACGAUGAAGACGACUUUGACCAGCUUAAAGACGUGCCAACGGAGAGAAUACAUUUGCUACUUUACCUCAGUGUAGGUCUUCAAAAGAUUGCUGCUGUGGACAUCCCUGUGUGGAUCGAGAUGGUGGGCAUCGAAGGUAAAGCACGUGUCCGUCUUCAAAUGACACCUGUAGCGCCAUUUGUCAAGCACGCUGCCGUUACAUUUGUCGGCGCGCCUAAGCUCGAGAUAUCAGCCAAACCUUUGGGCAAGAAAAUGGUCAUCGAUGCCAUGAAUUUGCCUCUCAUGUCCUCUUACGUGCUUCAUGCGGUCGAGGAUGUUAUCAAGGGCUUCAUUGCUCCGCUCUCGUAUACCAUCGACGUGGCUGGUCUGCUCGGUUCAGGCGAUGGCCCCCAGGAUGUCUAUUCGCUCGGUGUCAUCUGCUUUGUGCUCCACCAGGCAGACGAUCUUGCUGCCGCGGAUUCCAAUGGUCAGAGCGAUCCCUUUGUGCAAGCAUCGUUUGCCCGCGCAGGAAAGCCGCUCUUCACGUCGCGCAUCGUCCGAAAAAGACGCGAUGCCGUGUGGCAAGAGACCGGAUUUCUACUCGUGUCCCCCGACGAAGUCCGCGAUCAUGAUCGUCUGCGAUUUACAGUGUUUGAUGCCGACCGCUUCUCGGCAGAUGACCCGCUUGGUAAGGUAGAGAUUUCGCUACAUCGGCUCAUCCGAAAGUUCCGCCCAGAUGGUGAGGCACGCAGCACCAACCUGCUCGAGAUGCGAACCGACAAACUGCUGCCUAUGAGGAAGGGGACAUCGGUGCAAGGCACGCUCAAGUACAGCGUAGGCUUCUUUGGCCUUGCCCAUACCCCUGGAACUGGGCAUGCCCCUUCCCGACGCAAGCUGCUCAGCGGUAUCACCAGCACGGCAGGAGACGACAGCGCAUCCAUCGAUCUUGUCUCUCCAGUUGAUGGCAAGCACAAGGUAGAUGAUAGUAAGGACUUGCCAGCGCUUCCAGAGAAGGUUGAUGCCAUAUCGGAAUCCGGCGUGAACCAGGAUUUGAGUGCCUACAUGACGGGCUUUGACAAGUUCGUUCACGGUCUUGGCCUGCCGAUGGACGACGAGGUGUUACGGAAGAGAAAGAUCCGCAAAGAGCGCGUCCAGAAGCUUGCUACAAUGAUCGAAGGUGCCAAGCAGGCGACGAUGCAUCCUCCGACAGCAGAGCUGCCCUCCGGCAUCCUGGCGUUUCACAUCCACUCGAUCUCUGGACUCGAAGUACCCGCGACGCAAAAGUCGCUCGGAAGCACGUCGAAGAGGUUGUCACAAAAGUCACGCAAUGGUCCUGCGCCAACUGAAGAGAGUCACGCGGAAGGUGGUGCUGGUGGUAAGCUUCCUUCGUCCUAUGUACAAGUGUUCCUCAACGACGAGGCCAUUUUUCGCACGAGAACCAAGACACUCAAUCCGCGACCCUAUAUCAAUGCGGGUAGUGAACGCUUUGUUGGCGACUGGACGACGGCUAGGCUCGACUUUACGGUGCGCGAUGCUCGAAUGCGCGAGAGCGACGCGAUUCUGGGCUGCGUUGGGCUUCGACUGGCCGACGUGCUGACGGAGAGCAGCCGCAGCACCGGGUGGCACACUCUUACCGGCGGUCUUGGUUUUGGCAAGAUCCGGAUCACACUCUUGUUUCGCAGCGUCGAGCUUUCGGUGCCGCGACCCUUGCGCGGCUGGAACGUGGGUAUCGUUGAGGUUGCCAGCAUCAAGGUCACGGGUGUUCCUCAGUCGUUGCUUGACAAGAAGGCGUGCCACAUUCUGUUCGAGACUGUUGGUGGCAAGACAACCACAGACGAUGCAGAGCCCGUCGAAGACUACGAGCCUGGCACGGGCAAUGAGGCCACCGUCAGCUACGAGUUCCCACUGAAGGAUCCGGUUCGCUUGCCUGUUCGUCAGCGAUACCCCAGCUGUCUAUAUGUGAGCCUACGCACGGACUCGCGCUUACCUGGACGCACACAUCAUCAUGCGUUUGGAUUCGUGCCGCUCAAUCGAUUGCCAGAUGAGAUGCGUGUACAGCGCCGGCUGCGUUUGUUCGAGGCAACAGACUGGGGCAAGGUGGAGCAGGACGUGCUGAGCGCGACGAGCGAUCCCGCGUUGCUCCAAACGCACGACGGACCUGUGCGUUCCAAGUUACUGCCGGUAUUGGAAGAUUUGUGCCGUACUGGUGCAGUCACAAUUUCGGAAGAGGCGUUGCAUGCUGCCAAGCUGAGCACGAUCGGCUGGAUCGAGAUCGACAUGAUCUUCCACCGAGGCAUUGCGCCAGAGCAUCGCUCUUGCACAGCAGGUGAUAACGAGAUGCGAUUUGCAUUCGACAUGUACAUGACAUUGCAAGACGCCGGUGAGCGAGUGCGGCCUCGGACGCUCGCAACCAAUCGACUGAGAGGUACUUACCUGGCCGAUAGCCGCAACACAGACGGAACGGAGAUGCGACUCAGCCUGCCAAAUACCUCAGCACAGGGCCCAGUCAGCGAGGAGCCUGGACGGCUAGGAGAAGAUGCAGCAAGCGGAGAUCGGGAUGACGAUUCGCUCUACGCGCUCUCUCUGACAGAAACAGAGCUGGAUGAGAUGGCGCAAGAGGAGGGCGAUUCGGACAGUCCCGAAGGACGACGAGCUCGAGCUCGUGCACUGCACCGCAAUCAACGUGGCGCUGCACAGAUCAAAGGUUUCCGAACGCUCACAUGGAUGAAGACGAAUGCUGAAGACUCGGUGGCAAAGGUGAAGCGGCAGUUUGGCAACAAGCAGUCCAAGCGUAUUGGCAAGAUGGAAGCUGAAGGUAUCUCACAUUUCUGA